Messenger RNA from Parastagonospora nodorum SN15, 996 nucleotides. RefSeq lists its product as hypothetical. Gene Ontology annotation, biological process: protein transport to vacuole involved in ubiquitin-dependent protein catabolic process via the multivesicular body sorting pathway. Gene Ontology annotation, cellular component: ESCRT-0 complex. Bases 63 to 788 code for a protein of 241 amino acids. The record is from RefSeq and is a predicted model, not a curated record. The transcript is spliced from 3 exons. NCBI's taxonomy places the organism in Eukaryota, Fungi, Ascomycota, Dothideomycetes, Pleosporales, Phaeosphaeriaceae. Gene Ontology annotation, molecular function: protein binding.
CCUACUUGCCAGGCACACAACACAUCGCUUUUUAGAGCCCACCUGACAGGAAAUAGCCCAUCAUGACCGACAGCUUCAGAAAUGCGAUGGUGAACAGGUCUCUUGGGGACAUCAAGAACAACCUCCAAUUCCUCGUCGAAGCCGGGACCAUCACCUCCGCCCAACAUGACACGAUUGUCUCCCAACUCCCCGUAUCCGCCGAGAACACCGCCCGCGCCCUGCCGGCGGUGCCAACUCAGGCCAUGUCGCACAUGAACAUCAACAGCCAGCCUACGCCCGCAGCAUCACCAGCACCCGAGAAGAAGUCAUCGAAUGUUGGCUACUAUGCCGACAACCACAACACCAAUGCGCCGCCGCCAGCGUACCCCUCCGCUCCUCUGGCCCCCGUCGGGCCCUCCGUGCUCGCAUAUGCCUCGGCGCUCUACCAGUACAACGCGCAAGACGCCGGCGACCUCGCGCUCAUGCCCAACGACAAGGUCACCGUGACCGAGUACAUGAACACGGAAUGGUGGAAGGGAAAGAACGAGCGCACCGGCAUUGAGGGCAUCUUCCCCGCCAGCUACGUCCGCAAGGACGAGAAGUCGAUGAUGCCCAUGACGCCCUCGGCGCCCGUCCCCACAAACUACGGCAACAUGCCGCUCGAUGUCGCCAGCAGCGCGCAGGCGCCGCCCCAGGAGCCCAGCAAGGCGGAGCAGAAUGGAAAGAAGUUUGGCAAGAAGCUGGGCAACGCGGCCAUCUUCGGUGCAGGUGCGACUAUUGGCGGAAAGAUUGUCAACGGGAUCUUUUAAGUUGACUUGUGCAGGUGCGACGAUUGGAGGAAACAUCGUCAACAGCAUCUUCUGAGCUGUUGAUUGGUGUUGACAUGUUCUGGCUUUGGCGUUUCGGGUCACGGGAUAUUCAUGAUAAGUCUGGGUUUUUUCUGUAUUUCAGCUGUACGUCAUUUCGAACUACUGAUUGCCAUCUCAGAGCGCAAUGUGAUUGUUGCAGCUGCCGAAA